AUGGACUCCGCGGCUACUAGCCCAAGUUCCAAGUUGGAGAAGUUGGGGACUUUCUGCUUCUUCUGUGUCGGCAGGCCUGCAGGCCCUCUAAAUUCGCCAUCUAGAUCUGACACCGCGAGUGACAACAGGACGAAGUCCGAUCUAAGCGAGCUAAUUACUGUGAGUGUUUUCAGCCCGUUGUCUACGCUGCCCGUCUCGGAGAUCGAGGAAGUGAAGCACCCAGCGACUUACUCCGGAAACGUCCCUUUGUCAACCCAUCUGAUCACCACCACCAUGAGACAUGCUGAGCUCACACUACCAGAUGGCGACGUUCUCAUCCACCCCGGCGAUUUCACCGACAGCGGCGAGGAGUUGGAAAAGGUUGUGAUUGCAGGCAACCACGAACGGACCUUUGACAUCCCCUACUAUUGCGAGCAGGAUCGUCGGCGCCGGCUCGACGAGGGUCUGGAUGUGUAUGCGCGUCGCGUCAAAGCCAUCUUGGACAAUGAGAGACUGAGGAGCGAGCACGGUAUCGUGUACCUAGAGGACGCAAAGUUCUCUCUUCCGGACCCUGCUGGCGGUGAAAUAACCGUUUGGGGCCACCCUUGGCAGCCAGCUUACGCUAAUUUCGCAUUCAACCUUCCUCGGGAUGGACCAGAAUUGCGAGAAGUGGUGAGGAACAUUCCGGCGGAGAUUGAUAUCCUUGUCACCCAUGGACCCCCGUUUGGGAUGUUGGACGUGGCAUUCCGCGGGAAAUCGUUCGGCUGCUCCUUCCUUGCGGAACGCUUACUUGCUCCGACAUUGAUGGAGCGCCUGCAAAACUGGUUCUUUGCUGAUGCAGGCCGGGAGACGCUUCCCACAUGUGACGCUCAGGUCCAUGUCUUCGGUCACAUUCACUCUGGCUACGGCACCAAGAUGUUCCAACGGACAUCGCUUUAUCAAUGCAAGCCUUUGCGCAGAAAGAGGCAAGGCCUUGAAUGCCCCAAUCAUCUUUGA
Molecule: messenger RNA, 975 nt
Organism: Fimicolochytrium jonesii
Lineage: Eukaryota; Fungi; Chytridiomycota; Chytridiomycetes; Spizellomycetales; Powellomycetaceae
Exons: 4
Coding region: 1-975 (324 amino acids)
Molecular function (GO): hydrolase activity
Source: RefSeq, a predicted model, not a curated record